Acaulospora colombiana is the source of this 1248-nucleotide messenger RNA. The record is from the annotation of a GenBank genome assembly. Lineage: Eukaryota; Fungi; Glomeromycota; Glomeromycetes; Diversisporales; Acaulosporaceae.
AUGCCUCUCUGCGAUCCCAAACAUUCAUACGAGGUAUAUACACCACUCUCUAUCUAUCCAUCCAUUAAACACCUCGUAGACACCAUGACCGUCGUUCAAAAACUUCGAGAUCACCUCGAACAACAUCCCAAGCUCAAACAAGCCUUUGAAGAGAGCUUUCAACUCGCGAGCAAACUCAACAUUCCCCAAUUCACCGAAUACAACAUCCGCACACCAGCCGACUACCUCGACUUUUACGAAAAGCUCUUGCGAUGGACACCCAGCGAAACUUCGAACGGCAAGAGUGUCUACAACCACCUCUGCAUGUUCUAUUUCGUCCUCGACCAAGAACCGAUGAAAAGGUACCAGGUCAAAGAGGUCCCCAAUCCUUCCCCCGCCAAGACGUGGCUCUCCGACUGGCUCGUCCAGUACGCACAAGAGCUCGGCAAGUUUAUGGACUCGCCCGAGUCCAUCAACGACGAGACGAUCAAGACCUUUUACGCCUCGGAGGCGUACCACAUGGACGACUACCCGGUCGUAUUGGGCGGCUGGACGACCUUUAACGAGUUUUUCGCCCGGCAUAUUUAUAGCCACAAGAGGCCUAUUGCGAGUCCUCUAGAUCCCACUGUUAUCGUUAGCCCUGCCGACGCGACGUUUGCAGGUUGCUGGCCCGUUGACGAAAAUGGCAUUUUCACGUCCAAAGGUCUUCCGUGGAGCAUUGUCGAUUUGCUUCAGGAUAGCGAGUAUGGAGAGAGGUUUAAUGGUGGUCAGUUUAUGCACGCGUUCCUCAACACGACCGACUAUCAUCGCCAGCACUCGCCCAUCGCUGGUACCGUCAAAGAGGCCAAAGUCAUUCCCGGGUUAAAUUACCUCAAAGUCGAAGCAAAGCAAGAUGAAAGUGGUCGUCAUCAGCUUGGGAUGAGUCGUCAUCUAAAGGCGUCUGAUGGAGCGGGAUACCAAUUUCUCCAAGCCCGUGGUCUCGUCAUCAUUGACAACCCCGACAUUGGUCUCGUCGCUAUCUUGCCUAUCGGUAUGGCUCACGUGUCGUCCGUUAGGCUCAGCGUAAAGUCGGGAGACGUGGUGAAGAAGGGCAGCGAGAUUUCCUACUUUCAGUUUGGAGGGUCGGAUAUUGUGAUGGUGUUUCAAGCUGCGAGUCAGGUCAAAUUUCACGCACAAGAGGGCACGCAUUACAAUGUCGGCACCCAUAUUGCGACUGCCAAGCCCCUUCCGAAACAGAGGCGAUUCUACCGAUGGCCGGCGCUAUACUAA